Molecule: messenger RNA, 1833 nt
Organism: Dentiscutata heterogama
Lineage: Eukaryota; Fungi; Glomeromycota; Glomeromycetes; Diversisporales; Gigasporaceae
Source: the annotation of a GenBank genome assembly
AUGUCGGAUCAGAGCGUGGUCAUGGGCGAAACCUUAAGUAGACGUGCCUAUAUUGGUGGUCUUUCCAAAUAUGUAACUGAAAACGAUCUUAAAAGUCGGUUUGGUUCCUUUGGUAUUAUAUCGAAAAUAGAUAUUAUACGUGAUUCGAGCACAGGAGAGUGUCGUGGGUUUGCUUAUAUAACUAUUGAGAGUACUGCAGAUAACUGGAAAAAAUGUACGAUUAGGUUGAAAGAAGAAUGGGAAAAUCAAAAGACUUUAAGUAAUUCGUCACCAUUAAUCCCAAAAAAACGUAGACGUAGAAAUACAGAUACGAUGUUUGCUGAAGACAUGAGUUUGGUAACAGAUAACAAUGUUGAUGGAAGAAAGGGAUGGAAAAAAUCUAAAUAUGGUCGUGCGGUCUCGGUAAUGCACAUCAGAAGGAAUGACGGAACAAAGCUUACGAUUGAUCCGAGUCUGUAUAAAAAUAAUCUCCAAAAAUUUUCAGAUAGCACAAUAGAUGUAAAAUCGAAGCCACUCGAUCAGUUAACAUAUUUUUAUAAUGAUUAUAUAAACAUAUCGGAUGAUGAAAAAAAAGAUCACAGUAGUGCAAACGAAAAUAGUAUACUAAAUAUAUUCGGUGUAAAGAAUAAUCAAAAUAUACCCCAUUCUAAAAAUGAACAAAAUACUGAAGAACAGACCGAAAAUAUCCCACCACCGAAUAAAUUACCACCAUCAAUUAUUGAUGGUCUCAAGAAAUUGGAGUUGAAGAAUAAAGUCGCGUCAAAGCAGGAACAAUCGAAUAAAGUUCGUUUAGAAGCGAUAAAGCAACGUGCAUUGGAAAAGAAAGCAGAAAAGGACAAAAUUACUCAGGCUUUAAGAAAAGAUGAUGGAUCAACGAAGUCAAAGAAUCACAUAAUAUUUUCUGAUGAUGAUCUAACGCCAGAAAUUUCUGACAAGUUCAAUUUGUUUAAUUCGGAUGAAGAAUAUAAUAGCAAUGAAAAAUCAACCUUGGAUAUAGCAAUUAAUCCAAUAUUUGAAGGCGAAUCGGGACGAGAACGCCUCUACCUUCAAAGAAAGUUUCGUGGUGAUGACCGGUUUAAAUUGACCAGUGAUUUUGUUAGCGACGACGAAAAUAAUGAUACCGAUGAAAAUAAUAUCGUACAGGAUAGUGAUAUAGAUCGAGUACUAUCAGAAGAAAAAACAAACCAGAUUGGAAUCUUAAAAGGGCUUCUGGGUUAUGAUCCGAAAAAAACAGAUCCCAAAAAGAAAUCAUUGCAAUGGAAAGAACCAAUUCACUUUGAUCCUGAUGCACCCGAGGCGAGAAAUCUCGAACUGGAUAGUGAUCAUGAAAAUUCAUCAGAAUCUAUGAUCGAGUCUACAACAAUGCUGUCAAAGCCUUUACCACGAGUAUCAAAAGACGUAAAGGUCGAAAUAAAUGCUGAUUUAAAGGGAAUGUUUACCCCAAGCGUUUUAAAGGCUGCAACUCCUUUUUCGCUUUUUGGUGGGAAUAUGGAGAACGAGGAAUGCGAAGAUGCUCAAAUGGAAGAUUUGAAUAGCGAUGAAAAAUCUUCUUCGGAUACUCUUAAAACGUUCUCUAAAAUAACGGACCAAACCACAAGUCAAGGAAUAGGAUCUGCAUCAGGUCCAAUGUUUUUUUUUCAUUUUGGAGAUGCAGCUUUGUCUGCAAGAUCACAUUAUAAAGAUUUGAAAACUUUCAUGCGAACUACCUCAAUGGAAGAUAUAGUAUCUCAUUGGCAAAAGACGUCGCGUGAUAUGACUAUUGAAUACAAGCGGAAACAUAAAUCAGCAUCAAGAAAAUUGAUGAAAUUGAAGCACAAAAGUAAUCAAACUUAG